GUUGGACCUCGAUGCCGUGGAGACGCGGGAGAGGUUGUAGGAGCUCCGAGGGAUGGGGAGGGCAGCCGCUCUCCUGCCACGCAGCCUCAAAGGGUUAACAGGUCCCGAGGAGCCUGGAGGGACCGUUCACACCCUCUGCCCAAUCCUGGGAUUCCCUCUGUGCUAAUUGAGCACUAACCAGAUCAAAGGCUCCAAUCAGGCAAUCAACACCCCCUGGCCCCUGUCCUCAGGUCCGGCCCUGGCUGCCCUUUGUCUGGGACCAGAGCGGAGCAAUGUGGCUUCUCCUCAGCUUUAAAGCCAGCCUGGCCUGGGCUCUCCUGAGCCUGGUUCUGGGGAUGGAGUUAAGUUUGCAGGAAAGUUUACUGUUAAAAUCCUUGGGUUUGAGUGCCAAGCCCAGCCCGAAAACGCCCGUUCCUGUGCCGUCUGUGCUCUGGCGGAUCUUCCAGAAGAGAAAGACGCUGCCCUCUCCAAACAAAGACCUGGCAGAUGGCUGUAGGGUGGAGGAAUUUAAUGUCCCUGGGAACAUCAUCCGUGUCUUCGCUGACCAAGGCCACUUCAUUCAUAACGGGCAGCCCCAGAGGUUGCUGUGUCUGCAGAAGCGUCUGUACUUCAACCUCUCGGUGCUGGAGGAGGGGGAGCACUUGACGAUGGCUCAACUGGAGAUCAAAUUCAGCCACAACUCCUACCACACCUCCAGGCAGGGGCAGGUUUUUGAGCUGAGGCUCUACCAAACCUCCCAGCUGUCUCUCCGGGGGGUGCCCUCCCAGCAGCACAGCCGAAAGCUGCUGGUGGAACAGUCCUUCGCCCGGCUGCACAAGUCUCUUCUCUUCAACCUGAGCGGGGUGGCGAAGGACUGGAGAACGUCCAGCAGGAACCUGGGCUUGGUGCUGGAGAUCUCGGUGAGUGGCAGCGAUGGGGCCUCGGCCCCGGCCUGCGGGGGGCUGCAGAGCCUCUGCACCAGCAUCGACUCCUUCCUGGACACCUCCCUCCUGGUGGUGACCCUCAGCCAGCAGCAGUGCAAAGCUGCCAGGAGGAGGAGAAGCGCUCGCUCCCUCCCCAUCACCACGAGCAACCUCUGCAAGCCCAGGCGGCUUUACAUCAGCUUCAGCGACGUUGGGUGGGAGAACUGGAUCAUCGCCCCCCAGGGCUACAUGGCGAAUUACUGCCUGGGCGAGUGCCCCUUUCCCCUGACGGCGGAGCUCAACAGCACCAACCACGCCAUCCUCCAGACCAUGGUGCACUCGCUGGACCCCCAGGGCACCCCCCAGCCCUGCUGCGUCCCCGUCAGGCUCUCGCCCAUCUCCAUCCUCUACUACGAUAACAACGACAACGUGGUGCUGAGGCACUACGAGGACAUGGUGGUGGAUGAGUGCGGCUGCCGGUAGCGGAGCGGCGGGGAGGGGGGGGGGUGCCGGGGGGCUCCCGGCUGAGGCGGCGGAUGGUUGAUGGAAUAAAUCCGAGUGUGUUAAAUCCACUCUGUGCUGGUGUUCAGGGAGUCGCCCCUGGGGCAGGGGCAGCGAGGGUCGGGGCCACGGAGGUCUGGCACGAAGGGAGCGGUGCUGGCGCUGGGAUUGAGGUGCAGCUCAGCCCUGCGAGCAGCCGUCGGCCGCCGCUGACGGACUAUUAUGGGAUUAUGAUCAAGUCUGAGGCUGGUUGUCUGUUCCGUUCUGCACGGGUGAUGGCAGCACCAGGUUGUGAAUCCCAGACCCCUCUCGCGCUUGGCUGAGCUGCUGCUGGUGCUUUUUGGUGAAAUGCUGCAGCGUUCUCAGUGCGAAAAGGAAGUUUUUGGGGU
Molecule: messenger RNA, 1792 nt
Organism: Athene cunicularia (burrowing owl)
Lineage: Eukaryota; Metazoa; Chordata; Aves; Strigiformes; Strigidae
Gene: GDF1
Product: growth differentiation factor 1
Exons: 3
Coding region: 273-1385 (370 amino acids)
Biological process (GO): BMP signaling pathway; SMAD protein signal transduction
Cellular component (GO): extracellular region
Molecular function (GO): growth factor activity; cytokine activity
Source: RefSeq, a predicted model, not a curated record